UUUUGCCCCAUUGGCAGCAUCCUCCUCAAUCGACCUCUCUCUCCGACGGAGCUCUGCUCUCUGUUUGCGCGGGGGCUGCACUUGGAGGUUUAGCUCCUUGUUCGUCCUCCUCGUCUCUUCCUCGAGCGUUUGACUGAUGGUCCCUCCCUCCCUCUGACCCCGAGACGACCAAGCGUAAGCUUGUUUCGGUCAACGGUCGCCGAAGCUUCGGUCGGCACUGCUCGCCGCUACCACUCUCGAGGUUCCUGUCUGCUCAAUCUUCUCCCCCUCAACAUAUACAUGAAAGGCACAAAUUGUACACACCCAGAUGAAAUCACGUUGAAAAAGGGAAAAAGGAUUCGAACUUCACAAUUUUUCUGUGGAUUGAUGCUUUAAGUCGUUAGUGGUUAUGGGAAUUAGGCAGCGAUUAGGAUGCUAGAUUGAGAAUUUCUGCUUCUGGGGUUUUAGUGUUUCAGUCUCUCAGUCUCUCUGGUUUAAUGGAAGCCAUGGCUGAAUAUUUCGGUGGAUCAGUGUUUAAAUACCCUCCUAAAGCCUCACAAAUUUCGACAAAACACGCGAACUUGAGACUACCGCCGAGCUUGCAGCCCCUUCAGUUCCCCUCCCAUGUCCAUGCCAAUGAUAUUUCCCCAAUGGCCAAAUCUGUGUGUGAUAUCCUCGCGAGGGCACCGCCAGGGGAGAUUGAGACUGCACUUGACGCCACUGGGAUCCCCGCGAACCCAAUCCUUGUGGAAGAAGUCCUUAAGUAUUCCUACAAUUACCCUGCAUCAGCUGUAAAGUUCUUCCGGUGGGCCGGACAAAAGCACAAGCACUCUUCUAUCGCGUGGAAUCUCAUGGUCGACUUGCUCGGCAAGAACCAAGCAUUUGAGCAAAUGUGGGAUGCUAUGCGCUCCAUGAAGCAUGAGGGCGCGCUGUCAAUGGCAACAUUCGCAUCAGUUUUCUCUAGCUACUGCAGUGCUGGUCGGGUCAACGAGGCAGUCAUGAGCUUUGAUGUUAUGGACCAGUAUGGGAUUCAACAGGAUACUGAGGCAGUUAACUUGAUAUUGAGCGCUAUUUGUGCUGAGGACAUGCAGACGACGAGUGCUUCGGAGGUUUACGAUGGGAUCAAGGGUAAGAUACCCCCGGAUGGCGAUACAUUUGCAAUUUUGCUUGAAGGUUGGGAGAAGGAGGGAAAUGUGAACAAGGCCAAGAACACUUUUGGGGAAAUGGUUGUUCGCCUUGGAUGGAGUUUGCAGUACAUGUCAGCUUAUGAUGCUUUCUUGACUACACUAGUUCGUGGGUCGCAUGCGGAGGAGGCCAUUAAGUUUCUCCAGGUGAUGAAGGGAAAAAACUGCUUGCCAGGUUUAAACUUUUUUUCUACUGCCCUUAAUAUUCUUAGUAAGAGGGAUGAUUCACACAACUGUAUCCUGUUUUGGGAUAUCAUGGUUGGUAGUGGAUUGAUGCCUAACUUGUUCAUGUACAACCGAAUGAUUGGUCUGCUGUGCAACAAUGGUGACACCGACAAUGCAUUCAGGCUGCUGGAUGAGAUGGUGUUUCAUGGUGCUUUUCCUGAUUCCUUGACAUAUAACUUGAUUUUCGAAUGUCUAGUUAAAAACAAGAAGGUCCGCCAAGCAGCCAAAUUUUUCGUUGAGAUGAUCAAGAAUGAGUUGCCACCAAAUCAUUCUAAUUGCUCCAUGGCCAUAACUAUGUUUUUUAGUGGCGACGACCCUGAGACAGGUGUUGAUAUAUGGAACUACAUGAUUGACAACCGCUUCUUGCAUCUCGAUGAAAGUGCGAAUGCCUUGCUUCUUGGCCUCUGCGCUUUGGGUAGGUUCUCAGAGUUGAAGAAAUUUGCAGAAGACGUGUUUGAUCUAAGAAUUAACAUCUAUGAAUCAACGAGGGAAAAGUUGAAGGAGGCCUUGUAUAGCGCGGGAAGGAGAAGUGCAAGGGACACAUAUGAUUUUCUUUCAAGGAGAUGGAGAGCUUGAAGAUAUCCCAUGCUAGCUUCUCUUUCAGAACCUUCUCAUGUUUCUAUCUAUUUUUUCUCUCUAUUUUGGGGAAUCUCCCAAAGAACUGGAUUAGUUGCAGUCAAUAAAAAUUUCUUGAUGUUCUCAAUUGACACUCCCCCAAAAAUGGAAAAAGAGACAAUGAUUGAAGAAAAUGUGCACUAUUUUCUUCUGGCUGAGUCUUUGGAAUGUAUUGUAACAGUGUAUAGCCUUGAGGAUACCCGGUAAAUUGAAUAUUGUGCAGCAGAAAGCCAUGUCGUCAGGCCAAGCUCAUGCCCCAAAGUCUCAUUUGGAAGUAAACCAGAGUUGCCGAGAUGGGUGUAAUGGAGCUGAGUUGAGAUUGACCCUCUUAUUACUCGAGCUUGAUUUGAUUUGAGAUUCAAUGUUUUUCAUUCGUUUAGAGCUUGAGCAAGCUCGACUUUUCAAGCACAAGUUCAAUAGGAAAUAAAUGGGAAUUCAACUACUUGACUGCGCUAUCGGGCGCUUGAAUUAAGUAUUGCAACGGUCCAGCCAGAGGAGGUUUGAUACUUGAGUUACCCGAGCUUGACAAGAUUGAGUCAUGUUAGAGUUGUUAGCAGUUGAGCUCAAGUAGAUUGAAAGCUCGUUAAGAUUGCAUGGAGAUGGCGGCAGAUUGUGGUCAUUCAGAGUAACAAUAAUGGUGGCGAUAUGUUGUGAUGUGAUCUCUAAUUGAUCGAAGUGUUGAUUAAUAGCUUCACGAGCUAAGAAUACCCUGGCCAUGAUUAGUUUCCAUCAGAAGAGCUUGGAAAGCCUUUUGUA
Messenger RNA from Rhodamnia argentea, 2759 nucleotides. RefSeq names its product pentatricopeptide repeat-containing protein At1g77360, mitochondrial-like. The transcript has 4 exons. NCBI's taxonomy places the organism in Eukaryota, Viridiplantae, Streptophyta, Magnoliopsida, Myrtales, Myrtaceae. The record is from RefSeq and is a predicted model, not a curated record. Gene Ontology annotation, molecular function: protein binding. Bases 477 to 1964 code for a protein of 495 amino acids. Gene Ontology annotation, cellular component: chloroplast.